Messenger RNA from Neofelis nebulosa (Clouded leopard), 2787 nucleotides. RefSeq names its product gamma-aminobutyric acid type A receptor subunit gamma3 (gene GABRG3). Bases 556 to 2028 code for a protein of 490 amino acids. The record is from RefSeq and is a predicted model, not a curated record. NCBI's taxonomy places the organism in Eukaryota, Metazoa, Chordata, Mammalia, Carnivora, Felidae. Gene Ontology annotation, cellular component: GABA-A receptor complex; dendrite membrane; postsynapse. The transcript has 11 exons. Gene Ontology annotation, biological process: gamma-aminobutyric acid signaling pathway; chloride transport; regulation of postsynaptic membrane potential. Gene Ontology annotation, molecular function: inhibitory extracellular ligand-gated monoatomic ion channel activity; transmitter-gated monoatomic ion channel activity involved in regulation of postsynaptic membrane potential; GABA-gated chloride ion channel activity.
CGUUGCCAGGCGUGUAAUAGGGGAAACUCCUCCCCGCCGGGGCCGCCUCGCAGGCGCUGCCAGAGGAGCGGCUGCCUUGCUGCCCCCACCUCCGAACGUGCGGCGGCCGCACACCGAGCGCAGAGCCCACCGCCUGUGCACCCGCGCGCAGCUCGCGGCAGAAGGGGCAGCGCCGCGCGGCGCUGCGGGGCGGCGGGAUUAGGGACUGCUCGAGCCCACCCGCUCCCGCCACCAGGCUGUGCUGACCCGGCGCCCAGGCGGCUGGAGGCGGCAGGCGCGCGGCGGGCAGCGGGCGGGGGCGGCGCGCCGCGGUGGCAGGGUGCCCCGCGUGCACCCCGCAUAGCUGGGCGCAGACCCGCGGGCCGUCGGGGGCGCGGCGGCCCGCCCGAGCCCACACCUGUCCGGCCGCGGUGGCCGGGAGCCCGAGUGGCGCCGCAGUCAGUGGCACCAGAGGCAGCGAGGGAGGGAAGAGCCCGCGGAGGCGAGGCCCGCGCUCCGGAGGAAGCCGCGCCUGGCUGGAGGCCCCAGACCCUGCUCCCCGAGCUCCACCGCACCAUGGCCCCGAAGCUGCUCCUCCUCCUCUGCCUGUUCUCGGGUUUGCACGCCCGGUCCAGGAAGGUGGAAGAGGAUGAAUAUGAAGAUUCAUCAUCAAACCAAAAGUGGGUCUUGGCUCCAAAGUCCCAAGACACUGAUGUGACUCUUAUCCUCAACAAGUUGCUAAGAGAAUAUGAUAAAAAGCUGAGGCCAGAUAUUGGAAUAAAACCGACCGUAAUUGACGUUGACAUCUAUGUUAACAGCAUCGGUCCUGUGUCAUCAAUAAACAUGGAAUACCAAAUUGAUAUAUUUUUUGCUCAGACCUGGACAGACAGUCGCCUUCGAUUCAAUAGUACAAUGAAAAUACUCACUCUGAACAGCAACAUGGUGGGAUUAAUAUGGAUUCCAGAUACAAUCUUCCGCAAUUCUAAAACUGCAGAGGCUCACUGGAUCACCACCCCCAAUCAGCUCCUCAGAAUUUGGAAUGAUGGGAAAAUCCUUUACACUUUAAGGCUCACCAUAAACGCAGAGUGCCAGCUACAGCUGCACAACUUUCCCAUGGAUGAACAUUCCUGUCCACUGAUUUUUUCCAGCUAUGGCUACCCCAAAGAAGAAAUGAUUUACAGAUGGAGAAAAAAUUCAGUUGAGGCAGCUGAUCAGAAAUCCUGGCGGCUUUAUCAGUUUGACUUUAUGGGCCUCAGAAACACUACAGAAAUUGUAACAACAUCUGCAGGUGAUUAUGUUGUCAUGACUAUAUAUUUUGAAUUGAGUAGAAGAAUGGGAUACUUCACUAUUCAAACUUACAUUCCCUGUAUACUGACUGUGGUUUUAUCCUGGGUGUCAUUUUGGAUCAAAAAAGAUGCUACACCAGCAAGAACAGCAUUAGGCAUCACCACAGUGCUGACCAUGACCACGCUUAGCACCAUUGCCAGGAAUUCCUUGCCCCGUGUGUCCUAUGUGACAGCCAUGGACCUCUUUGUGACUGUUUGCUUCUUAUUUGUCUUUGCUGCUCUGAUGGAGUAUGCCACCCUCAACUACUAUUCAAGUUGUAGAAAACCAACUACCACUAAGAAGAAAACAUCGUUAUUGCACCCAGAUUCCUCAAGAUGGAUUCAUGAGCGAAUAAGCCUACAAGCCCCCUCCAGGAAAAGUGUAAUGACCUUGAAGAAAGUAUGUAGAAAAACAACUCAGAGAGAAAGGGCUCCAGGCCAGAACUAUUCUCUCCUUGACGUGAGGCCACCACCACCUGCAAUGAUCACUUUAAACAAUUCUGUGUACUGGCAGGAAUUUGAAGAUACCUGCGUCUAUGAGUGUCUGGAUGGCAAAGACUGUCAGAGCUUCUUCUGCUGCUAUGAAGAAUGCAAAUCCGGAUCUUGGAGAAAAGGGCGUAUUCACAUAGACAUCUUGGAGCUGGACUCAUAUUCUCGGGUCUUUUUCCCUACAUCAUUCCUGCUCUUCAACUUGGUUUAUUGGGUUGGAUACCUGUAUCUCUAAAUAUUUCUGUGGUGAUGAGUAAAGAGCACUAGACUUCACUCUUUACUUUCACUGUCCCCAGACCAGUAGUGACCAAUUGGAGUAGGAAGGAAAAACACUGCUCAGUUUAUCUGAAGUUAUACAUUACCUUUGAGCAGCACCGGAGUACCUGGCAACCAUUUCUAUUAUGCAUUUCACACUCACACACAUGCGUGCGCACACACACAUUAAUUGAGUUUUAAAGUGAUAUUCUUGCUAAUCCCUUAUUGAAUCUGUAGGUUGGUGAUGUUUAUGAAUGGUUUUUGGAUAUUGGAAACAGUUGCCAAUUGCCAUUGCAAGGAAAUCUGUAAAACAUGUAAGCAAAUACCCGGAAGCUCUCUUAUGCCAAGACCCCUUCUAUAUCUUUCCUUAGCAACUCUUAGGAGCACCAGUGCCCACAAGUGUGGAGUCACUGCUUGCUGGGACACACUCAUGUUGACCUCAUCCCCAUGUUCCUGGACAGUCUGAGUUCAAGUAUGAACUGCAGUGAGUUUUGACCUGGUUUCCUCUCUUUGUGACCUCUUUUACUCUGGAACUAUCAUUGUUACCUAGAAUUUCUUUAUUUAAUAAUCUCACCCUAGGUUUAGGAAGGGUGUAUAUGCAUUAUCCACAAGUUUCCAGUUGAGAAAAAAAUAUGAUUUGAAAAAUUCUCAUGUUGCUGAAUUCAAUGAUGUUGAUUAUCUCUGAACAUCAGAAGGUUAUUACUCUAUUCCAAACUACUAAAAGUAAGCAGUAUUUUAA